GGAUUGUUGAUCUCCUCGUUAUAUUAGGGUCAACCGUCAACGUAUAGACAGAAGUGGAUCACUUCCACUUCGUUCAAUUUGUACGAAGUUAAAAUUUACGACCGUUUAGAAAACAGUGUAGUAUCUCCUUUAAAUACUUCUGAAUUGCUUAGACAGUGGGAUUAUUGUCUUUUCCCCUUUUAAUUGGAUUCCAACUGGUCUAUGGGUCAAAAGCAACCAAAAUUAAAACAAGAUGCUGUUGAAGAACUACUAAACCAAACAUCUUUUACGGAAACUGAAAUUCAAGACUGGUAUAAGGGGUUUUUGAAGGAAUGCCCAACUGGUUAUUUAUCUACUGAUGAUUUUAAACGUGUUUAUACAAAGUUUUUCCCAUAUGGUGAAUCUAGUCGGUUCGCAGAGUAUGUAUUUCGUACAUUUGAUCAAAAUCAUGAUGGUUUGAUUGACUUUCGAGAUUUUCUGUCCUCAUUAAAUAUAACUAAUCGUGGUGAUUUAUCACAGAAAUUACGUUGGGCAUUCACGAUGUAUGAUUUAGACAAUGAUGGUUAUAUAUCAAAACAAGAUUUAAUUGAGGUUCUUACUGCUAUUUAUGCAAUGGUUGGCUCUGCUGUUGAAUUCAAUGUUACAGAUUCUACACCGGAAAAACGAGCAGAGAAAAUAUUUCAGUUGAUGGACUUAGAUAGAGAUAAUCGUUUGUCAUUAGAUGAAUUUAUAAAUGGUGUAAAAUGUGAUAAAUUAUUAAUGCGUUUGUUGACUUUCAAUACUCAUUCGUUGCAUCAUCAACAUGCAGAUUGUCUAAUGAAUGGAUCAAAUGAUAACAAAGGAUGGUCAUGUACAGAUACCCAUUAUAAUCAUCAAUCUAAUGAUUAUGAUAAUACAGUCAAACCAAUUGUAAAUCAAUCAUUUCCCAAACAGAAUGUUAUUCCUGAUACCUCAGAGUCUUAAAACAGAUUCAUCUUUUUGCAUAUGAAACUAUAUAUAUAUAUAUAUAUAUAUAUAUAUAUAUAUAUAUAUAUAUAUAUAUGAUUUGUAAAGGUAAUUAUCUUGAUAAAUCUGAUCUUUAAAACUUCUUGAUAUAUUAUUAUACUAGAUUGUUUUCAGAAUGGGAGUUUGUGAGGAUUGCAGUAAUCUCAAUAGUUAAAUUCAUAAGUUGAUCUAAGCUAAACUACUAUUGAGUGGAUGCGCACUGCUGAGGAGUCCCGCAUUAGGAAAAAUCGGCCAUCUAGUGCUUUCAGGUUUUUAGUGGUGGUCUAACUUAGAUCGACUCAUUAAUUGAACUAUUAAUGUUAUACUAGAUGUUUAUUAUUUUAUAAGUACAUAUGUUAUAAGGUUAUUUGAUUUUUACGCUCAUACAUACUUAUAACUUCUGAAAUUUCUCUUCAUGAUACAAAAGAUAGUUUUCUCUCAUGAUUAGUUAGCUCAAAUAAGAAUAAAGAAGUGUUGUGUAUUGCCUUGUAAUUUCAUAGGCUUCUGAAAGAGGUACUGUUGUGAGUACUAAUUAAUGUGCUCAGUAGGUUACCUAAGUUAUAACUGUAGUCUGUGACAUAUCGCAGAUGGGCUACUUUACACUUUGAAGUGUUAAAGGUAAGUCCGUUAUCGUCUGUCCAACUUUGAAGUCGAGUCAAAUCCUCCUGAAGUGCCUGUAUAUCGUCGUGGUUGCAUAUCUCUCCUCCAAGUUUCACGUCGUCGGCAAAAAGUAAUAAGUCUGACGAUACCUGUUGAGGAAGAUCGUUUAUAUAAAUCAAGAAGAGAAGAGGUCCUAGUACUGAGCCCUGGGGGACCCCACUAGGACAUUCCAUAGCCUGCGAUAAAGUGAAAUUAACCCUGACCUUAAAAUGGCGAUUUUUCAGGUAUGAAGUGAGUCAAUCGAUUAGAGGUGGUCUGAUACCCAAUCGUUUGAGCUUAUUGAUAAGACAUGUAUGGUUAACCUUAUCAAAAGCUUUUGAGAGGUCUAGGUAGAUGAUAUCAACCUUCGCCUUGUGAUCAAGGAUGCUUGUCCAUCUGUCCACCACAAUCAGCAGGUUGAUAAUACAAGAGUAACUUUUCCUGAAACCAUGCUGUUGGGGUGAGAAAUUCAAGGACAGUAAAUAGUCAUACCAUCGCAUAUCAGGGACUCCAUGAUUUUUGAGGGUAUGGAGAGAAGAGACACCGGUCGGUAACUUGAAGGUUCGCUGCGUCGACCUCCUUUGAAAAUUGGUGUGGUGUGAGCCAGCCUCCAAUUUUCCGGUAGUUUUCUUCGACUUGGCGAGUGUGAGAGCAUCACGCUAAGCGGCGUUGGCAAGAUUGAGGCUGCUCCCUUCAGUAUGGUGGAAUGGACCAUGUCCGGGUCAGGAAAAGUGUCUAAUCGUAAGUGCCGCAGUUUCCGGAACACCAUGUCGGCUCUUAGGUUCACUUCGGAAAGUCCUGAGGAGUUGCAAAUAAAACUGUCACCAGUAAAGUUAAUGUUGGUCGGUUGAAAUGUCUGAAAGUAAUGUUCAGCCAGAACGUUAGCGGCGUCGCCAUCGUUGUUGGUCGGGCCGUUAAGACCUUCCAGUUGGGAAUCCCCAGUUUUGGCUUGACGAAGAGAAGCUGCAUAAAGGAAUAAGCUUUUAGGAUUAGAGGCAAAUUUGCCCAUAAGCUUUGUCUGGUACUGAAGCCCAUCUUCUCUUAUAGCCUUCGUGCAUAUGUUCCUGAUAUGUUUAUAUUGCCUGUACGCUCCGUCGUUGUCAGUUCGUUUGUAUUCCGCCCAUAUCCUGAUUUUCUGUCCUUGCGGAACAAAGACAUCCCAGGUAAUGCUAACUCACGGUCCGAGAACUGAGAAGAUAUCCAGGUUUCAGAUAUUCCUUAGCAUUGCUAAGUCCACGUAGUUCAUCCAGUUUGUUUGGUAGACUCGUGGCGUUCAUAUAUAAGCAGUUUAUGCUUUCAAUUUGGAACGCGUGAGCUUCUUCCUGUUUUUCUGUAUGAGCCUUACGUGAAUGGAUAGGUAGCCCACCUAUAUGAGGUUUGCCGAGGUGGUAGGCCUUGUCCUUUACACGUUUUUUAUCGUCUAGACAGUCCACAAGUGGAAUGGUCAGCUCCAACUUGCCUUUGUGUUUGGUCCUAGCUGCGUAUGGCCUAUCCGGGUGCAUGUGGAUUCCAGGUGGCAAUCGACUUCUGUUGGCACGAAAUGCUUCCAGAGUUGCAGCCGCCAUAUGGGAAGAUGGGAG
Schistosoma haematobium is the source of this 3182-nucleotide messenger RNA. RefSeq lists its product as uncharacterized. Bases 202 to 942 code for a protein of 246 amino acids. The transcript is spliced from 4 exons. The record is from RefSeq and is a predicted model, not a curated record. Lineage: Eukaryota; Metazoa; Platyhelminthes; Trematoda; Strigeidida; Schistosomatidae. Gene Ontology annotation, molecular function: calcium ion binding.